AUGGAAGAAAUCUUCGCACCUGCCCCGGAGCCCGCCACUCCCUUGGGCCGCUACCGCGUGCUUUCCCCCAGCGCCGGGAUCCGACUAGGCGGGAUGUCCAUCGGCGACAGCUGGUCCAAAUUCAUGGGCAGCAUGAGCAAGGAGCAAUCCUUCGCGCUGCUAGACGCCUUCGUCGCCGCCGGCGGCAACUUCAUCGACACGUCCAACAACUACCAAAACGAACAAUCCGAAGCCUGGCUGGGCGAAUGGAUGACAGCCCGCGGCAACCGAGACCAAAUGGUGAUUGCUACCAAAUUCACGACAGACUACCGCAGCCACGCGCUGGGCAAAGGCAAAGCACCGAAUGCCUGCGGCAACCACAAGCGCAGCAUGUUCAACAGCGUCCGGGACUCUCUCCGCAAACUUCAGACCGACUCUAUCGACAUCCUCUACCUCCACUGGUGGGAUCACAGCACCUCCAUUGAGGAAAUUAUGGACUCGUUGCACAUCCUGGUCGAACAAGGUAAAGUCAUGUACCUUGGGAUCUCCGAUACGCCUGCCUGGAUCGUCUCCGCGGCCAACACAUACGCCCGCGCACACGGCAAAACACCUUUCUCCAUCUACCAGGGCCGGUGGAACGUGAUGCGCCGGGACUUCGAGAGGGAUAUCCUGCCCAUGGCACGACACUUCGGCAUGGCGCUUGCGCCGUGGGACGUGCUGGGCAGCGGCCACUUCCAGAGCGCGAAGCAGAUGGCGGAGCGGGAGAAGAGCGGCGAAGGAUUGCGCAGUGUCUUCGGUGAUAAGCAGACGGAGGAAGAGAAGCGGAUUUCGCAAGCGUUGUCGACGGUUGCGGCCGAGCACGGAAUUGAGUCUGUGACGGCGAUUGCGCUGGCGUACGUGCUCUGCAAGGCGCCGUAUGUCUUCCCGCUUGUGGGUGGGCGCAAGGUCGAGCAUUUGAAGGAUAAUAUCCAGGCGUUGAAUAUUCGCUUGACGGAGAAGCAGAUUCAGUUCCUGGAGCAGGCGACUGAGUUUGAUGUUGGGUUCCCCAAUAACUUCAUCGGGCCGGAUCCUAAGACGACCGAUGGAACGAUGAACUUCCUGGCUGGCACCGCGGGCAAGAUUGACUGGGUGAUGUCACCGCGCGCGAUUGGCUACCAGCUGGGACAAUAA
Messenger RNA from Penicillium argentinense, 1149 nucleotides. Its product is annotated as Aryl-alcohol dehydrogenase (AAD). The transcript has 2 exons. The record is from RefSeq and is a predicted model, not a curated record. Bases 1 to 1149 code for a protein of 382 amino acids. NCBI's taxonomy places the organism in Eukaryota, Fungi, Ascomycota, Eurotiomycetes, Eurotiales, Aspergillaceae.